AUGAAGUGUGCGGUGGCAUUAGUUCUGGCCCUCAUCGGCAUAGCGGUCGCCAACCCUGUCCCACCGCUGGGGCUGGGCAUCGCCUCCCCUGUCGUGUUGCCAUCAUACUCCGUCAGCUCCAGCGUCAUCAACCACGGCGUGACGAUCCCGCGCGUUGUGGUGUCCGCCCCCAUCGUCCGCCACGUGGUCUCGGCCCCCAUCGUCACCGCACCCAUCAUCCGCACCCCCGUCAUCGCCGCCCCCGUGUCCGUCGGCUGGGGCGGCCUCGGCGGCCUCGGCUGGGGCUCAAGCCUCGGCUCUUGGAGCGGCUACGGCUGGGGCAAAGGAUGGCACUAA
Helicoverpa zea (corn earworm) is the source of this 336-nucleotide messenger RNA. RefSeq lists its product as uncharacterized. The transcript has 3 exons. The coding region runs from base 1 to 336 and encodes 111 amino acids. The record is from RefSeq and is a predicted model, not a curated record. Lineage: Eukaryota; Metazoa; Arthropoda; Insecta; Lepidoptera; Noctuidae.